GUUGCCGCGUCCUCCCCUCUAGUUGGAAACAGAGAUUGUAGGAAGGCAGAAGUUGGGUAACGUUAAUGUUCCUACUUGAGAUGUCAUUUACUGUUUGAAGAUGUUUUCCUGAAGAUGGAGCAGAAACAGCCACACAAAAGCCGGUCCCAGGGAUGGGGUGGGCUUGUACCACAUCCCCCACGCAAACCUGUUGAGCGCAAGCUGACCCCCUCGUGCAGUCACAGGACUAAGCUCCCACCGAUCAGGACUUACCCUGUCAUUGAGGAGAAGGGGUACUAUUCCGAGCUCCUUUCCACAGAGGCCAGCUCUCAACUGCCGCCCUGUACCCAGGGACCAGAGACCCAACAGAGUUUGCUGUGCCAGGCGGGAUAUGAGUCCAACACUCCCAAAGUGACCACCUUUAAGACCCCUGUGGCCUUUGAGGACCUGUUGGCCAAGGACAGACAUGGGCCGUCCACUCAGCGCCUGCUGCAGACAGACUUUGCCCCGGGGGGUUACACCGCCAAAGUCCAGCUGCCCUUCAGCUGUCAGCCUGGGGAGCUGCCCCGCAAGCUGGAGAUUGAGAGGCGAAGACGGACGUACAUGAACUUUGACAUCGACCAGCUCCUGAAGGGCAUGGGCAUCGACUCGGGUGAUCUGAUGCUCAGACACCAAGGCUACGAGGAGGGUCAGAGCGGCCCUGAGAACCUUGGUCGGCCAGUGUUCAACUACCUGCCUUUGGAGGUCUUUGACAACGAGGAGUUUGAUGUCCGCACCCCAGAAGACUGGCUGUCCCUGGGCUAUGAGGAGGGGACUCCUGACCGCAAACCUGUCCCUGCCAAAGCGCUUCUGCCCAGCAGGGACGAUGUGCCGCAGGACGACCCGAAGAAGCUGAAGUACUGUUGGCAGCCCGUUGGAGUUCUGGACUAUGACCCAGAGAAGCAGCUGUACCUGGUGCACAAGGCUGACUGUAACCGAGUCAGGGAUGCAAAGGGAAACCCCGUGGUUAUCUGCGGGGGCCAGGAAGCUAAAGAUGUGGGCGAGCUGCAGCCAGGUCAGUACUGGGUGCCCAGGGUCCGGCUGAACUUCAUCGCUGAGGACCCGCGCGUGUUUGCCCAGCGGGUGCAGUGGGCCCAGCGCUGGCGGGAGAACACCGAGGCUCUGCUGCUGUACCACCUGGCCGUGGACUGCAUGCCCGUGUGGAGCGGCUCGCCCUCCCUGGACCCCGCGUGCCUGAGCCGCGUCAAACAGUACGCCCUCUCCACUCCCGGGCUCAAAGUGCAGCUGCUGCAGGAGUGUGUGAGCCGUCUGGAAAGUGAGAUCAGUCUGGAGUACGAGCGCACCAUGAACCGCAUAAAUUUCGACAAGGUGGUGACGACAUGUCCAGAGGAGUUCUCUCACAUCACCCUGCCGCAGCGCGAUCCUGAGCAAGUGCCAGAGUCGGGCCUUGUGCCGGUUCCAGACUACCCCUUACAGCAGAACCGGGCGUCGUUCAUCCGCAAGACUCUGCUGACCAAGCCAGAAGUGAUUAACGUGCUGUGCAACGUGCGUGUCCAGUGUAGCAAGGUGGCGGCCAUGAGCGUGUUCCACAUUCCCUUCACCAAGGCCCUGCGUCUGGACGAGUUUGAGCUGGCGCACUCCCAGACUCAGUCUCAGCUGCAGCUGUUUCUGAGGGACACCUGGGUGCCCUCGCUCUGCUCCUCCAUCCGCUACAGCCUGCAGGACGAGAGCAUGGGCUGGUUCUGCCUGUCCGAGUCCAGCUGGGAGGUGUACCGCCUGUCCAAGAUGUACUGCCUGAUGUCCCAGAUCCGCUUCAGCCUGCAGGACUCCCUGCGCUUCCUGGUGCAGGACUCGCUGGUCGGCCUGGGCAGGCUGGUGCUGGACGCCUGCCACAGCAUACUGUCCCUGCCCGAGGACAUGGUGUGGGGGCCCGACCUCAUCAACAGCCCUUACAAACCCACAAAGUACCCAAUGUUUUUGGUGGACCUCGUCCUCGACCAGACUGGAGUGCGCUACAGCACUCCCCUGGACAACUUUGAGGCCACCCUCGUCAGCCUGUUUGACAAGGGGAUUCUUGUCACACACAACUUGCCACAGCUGGACAAGUUUGUGAUGAAGCAGAUGUUCAUCAGCGGAACCCCCCAGCUACAGUCUGUUGCGCUGUGGGAGCCAGCAGUAGUGGAGAUUCGGGAGAAAAUUCGUACUGCCCUGCGCAAGGCCACCGUGCCGCUUAAGGCUUAUGCCCGCGAGUAUGAGCGGCACUUAGAGGUGCACAACAGUGACAUCGCAACCUACAUCAAGGCUCACAGCAAGCCAGAUCAGACACCACAGGAGAUAAAGGAAGAGGUGGAUAAACACCUGCAGGAAAAGUAUCGCCUGGACCACACCCUCCCAUCCUCCAUUUUCAUUGGACCCUUCUUGGUCAGCGUGGAAGCCACACGCCAGAGUCUGUCCAGCAAGCGCCGUGGCCUGGCCAACGCUGUGCUCGACCAGUUUGCCUUAAGGCUACGCCAGCAAGUGGAUGAUUCAUGCGCGGAGUGUAAGGCAAUCAGCAUGAAGCUUUUUGACAAACCUAACAGCAUUGAGGAGCUGACAGAGAAGCGUGAUUGGAUGAAGCUGAUCCCAGAACAGGUCAAAGGUCAAGAGGAGUUCAUUUCCAAAGUCGUGGCUGAUUACGAGUUAAUCGACGAGUUCUUUUACAACCUCUCUGAUGGAGACUUCACUGCAAAAUGGACUGCAGUUGGGUGGCCUUACAAGGUCCUGACCCAGAUGGAGGCGGUGAAGAUCCAGCAUGAAGAAGAUGAAGAGCGCUUCCACAAGAUCCAGCAGGUGGACCAGAACAACUUCCAGGAGCGCCUGGAUUCCUUACAGAUGCUGGUGGCAGGGUUUUCCGCCUACACGGAUAUUGAGCGCACCCAUGAGAUAGCCAAUGAGGUGCGACGUGUCUCAAAGCAGCUGAAAGAGGCCCAGGGCUUGGCGCAACUCUACAACAACCGUGAACGUCUCUUUGGCAACCCAAUCACCAAUUACGACCGCCUGCAGAAGCUCACCCGCGACUUCCAGCCCUUCCGCGACCUGUGGACCACCACCUCUGAUUGGGUACGCUGGCAGGAGAGCUGGCUGAAUGACCCCCUGUCCAUCAUCGACCCAGAACUGCUGGAGCGCAACGUCAGUGAAACGUACAGAACCAUGCACAAGUGCAUCAAGCAGUUUAAGGACAUUCCCGCCUGCCAGAACGUAGCGACAAACGUGCGGGGGAAGGUGGAGGACUUCCAGCCGUACAUCCCCCUGAUCCAGGGGCUCCGGAACCCUGGGAUGCGCACUCGGCACUGGGAGGUGCUGUCCGAGCGCAUCAGCAUGAACGUCAGGCCCAAGGCCAACUUCACCCUCGCCCGCUGCCUGGAAAUGGGCAUGCAGAGCCACGUGGAACACAUUGCUGCAGUGGCUGAGAUCGCGGGCAAGGAGUUUGCCAUCGAACAGGCACUGGAUAAAAUGGAGCAGGAGUGGUCCUCCGUGGAGUUUGAUGUUAUGCCCUACAAAGAAACUGGCACACACAUCCUGAAGAGCCCAGAUGAGGCCUCCCAGCUGCUGGAUGACCACAUUGUCAUGACUCAGAGCAUGUCCUUCUCACCCUACAAGAAGCAGUUUGAGGAACGUAUCAGCACCUGGGAGAACAAGCUAAGAUUAACCCAGGACGUUCUAGAGGAGUGGCUGACCUGCCAGCGCUCCUGGCUCUACCUGGAGCCCAUCUUCAGCUCUGAAGAUAUCAACCGGCAGCUGCCUGUGGAGGCCACGCGGUACCAGACCAUGGAGCGCACCUGGCGGAAGGUCAUGAAGAACGCCUUCGAAAACAAGCAGGUGAUCAGCCUGUGCCCGGAUCCCCACCUGCUGGAGAGUUUGAAGAACUGCAACAGGCUGCUGGAGCAGGUGCAGAAGGGCCUGAGCGAGUACCUGGAGACCAAGAGAGGGGCCUUCCCCAGGUUCUACUUCCUGUCAGAUGAUGAGCUACUGGAGAUCUUGUCCCAGACCAAGGAUCCCAUGGCAGUGCAGCCCCAUCUCCGCAAGUGCUUUGAGAAUGUUGCCAAGCUGCAGUUUCAGUCAGACCUCCUCAUCACACACAUGUACUCCGGGGAAGGGGAGGAGGUCCAGCUGUUUCUGCCUGUGAUGCCUUCUGGGAAUGUGGAGGACUGGUUACGGGAGGUGGAGAAGUCUAUGAAGGCCAGCCUGAGGGACAACAUUGAUCGCUCCCUUCAGGAGUACCCAGAGAAAGCACGCACAGAGUGGGUACUGUCCUGGCCUGGGCAAGUGGUCAUCGCUGGCUGUCAGACCUUCUGGACCCUGGAGGUAUCUGAGUCACUGGAACAGGGGGACCUGGCCGACCGGCUCUUCCCCCAGUUACAGACCCAGCUGGGAGACUUGGUGCAGCUGGUGAGGGGUCGGCUGUCCUGGAUCCAGCGCUCCGUCCUCUCGGCCCUCAUUGUUAUUGAGGUGCACGCCAAGGAUGUGGCAGCAAAUCUGGUCGAGGAAGGCGUCUCCAGCGUCAACGACUUUGAGUGGAUCAGCCAGCUGAGGUAUUACUGGGCACGCAAUGACUUGUAUGUUCGGGCAGUGAACGCAGAGUUCCUCUAUGGCUAUGAGUACCUGGGCAACACAGGCCGUCUGGUCAUCACCCCGCUAACAGACAGGUGCUACUUGACCCUGACUGGAGCGCUGCACCUGAAAUUUGGUGGGGCGCCUGCCGGACCCGCAGGGACGGGAAAAACCGAGACCACCAAGGACCUGGGCAAGGCUCUGGCUAUCCAGACUGUGGUCUUCAACUGCUCAGACCAGCUGGACUUCAUCGCCAUGGGAAAGUUCCUGAAAGGUUUGGCCAGCUCUGGGGCGUGGGCCUGCUUUGAUGAGUUCAACCGUAUCGAUGUGGAGGUGCUGUCUGUCGUAGCUCAGCAGAUCACCACCAUCCAGAAGGCCCAGCAGCAGAGAGCAGAACGGUUUAUGUUUGAAGGAUCGGAGAUUCCUCUGGUUCCCUCCUGUGCUGUCUUCAUCACCAUGAAUCCAGGCUAUGCUGGCCGCACUGAACUGCCAGACAAUCUGAAGGCAUUGUUCCGUCCGGUUGCCAUGAUGGUCCCUGAUUACGCCAUGAUUGCCGAGAUCUCCCUGUACUCCUUUGGCUUCAGCGAUGCCAAAGUCCUCUCCAAGAAGAUCACCACCACUUUUAAGCUGUCAUCAGAGCAGCUGAGCUCCCAGGACCACUAUGACUUUGGAAUGAGAGCAGUGAAGACUGUGAUUUCUGCAGCUGGGAAUCUGAAGAGGGAGAAUCCGGACAUGAAUGAGGAGCUUAUCUGCCUCCGGGCAAUCCGAGAUGUCAACGUGCCCAAGUUCCUGCAGGAUGACUUGAAGCUCUUCAGUGGCAUUGUGUCAGAUCUCUUCCCCAAGAUCCGUGAGGAGCCCAUUGACUACGGCACCCUGGAGGAGUCGAUCCGCAACACCUGCUUCAAGAAGUGCCUGAAGGAUGUGGACAGUUACAUCACCAAGUGUAUCCAGCUCUAUGAGACCACAGUAGUGAGACAUGGCCUUAUGCUGGUGGGACCCUCUGGCUCUGGCAAAACCAAGUGUUAUGAGAUUCUGGGUGCAGCGAUCACAGCUCUCCGUGGUCAGCCCUCGGUGAGCGGGGGUGUGUAUGAGGCUGUGAAGACCUAUGUCCUCAACCCUAAAUCCAUCACCAUGGGACAGUUGUAUGGGGAGUUCGAUCCAAUGACACAUGAAUGGACAGAUGGAAUCCUGUCUUCUCUGAUCCGGGCCGGGGCGUCCUCCAUGGACCCACAGAAGAAGUGGUACAUGUUCGAUGGCCCAGUGGAUGCAGUGUGGAUUGAGAACAUGAACACAGUGCUGGACGACAACAAGAAGCUGUGCUUGAGCUCUGGAGAGAUUAUCAAACUCAGUGAUGUGAUGACCAUGAUGUUCGAGGUGCAGGACCUGGCGGUGGCGUCCCCUGCGACCGUGUCCCGCUGUGGGAUGGUGUAUCUGGAGCCCAGCAUCCUGGGGCUGGCCCCCUUCACUGAGUGUUGGCUGCGCACCAUCCCCGCCUGCAUCCAGCCCUACUCUGAGCAGCUCACCUCCCUCUUCUCCCGCUUCCUGGAGGACUCCAUCGCAUUCGUCCGCAACUCAGUGAAAGAGGCCGUCACCUCCAUGGACAGCAACCUGACCUGCAGUCUUCUGAAACUGUUGGACUGCUUCUUCCAGCCCUUCAUUCCCCGAGAGGGGGAGAAGCCACACCCCCAGGAGAAGCUGUCUCGCCUGAGCGAGCUCAUCGAACCCUGGUUCAUGUUCUCAUUGGUGUGGAGUGUGGGGUGCACAGGUGAUGCUGACAGCUACCAGAAAUUCAAUGCCUGGCUCCGUGACAAGAUGGCAAAGGAGAAUGUGGCGCUGUGUUUCCCUGAGGAGGGACUGGUCUAUGACUACCGCCUGGACGAUGCAGGGAUAAGCAAUCCGGAGGAGGAUGAGGACGAGACAAAGAGGAAAGUGCAGUGGGUCAGCUGGAUGGAGUCUGCCCAGAGCUUAGUCAUCACCCCAGACACCAGCUACUCUGACAUCAUUGUCCCUACACCAGACACUGUGCGCAUAUCCUUCCUCAUGGACAUGCUGCUAUGCAACAAGAAGCCUGUCCUGUGCAUUGGGCCCACUGGAACAGGGAAGACCCUUACCAUGUCCGACAAGCUGCUGAAGAAUAUGGAACCUGAGUACAUCACCCACUUCCUUAUGUUCUCCGCUCGCACCUCUGCCAAUCAGACACAGGACUUCAUUGACAGCAAGCUGGACAAAAGGCGGAAGGGUGUAUUCGGACCCCCAAUGGGGAAAUACUAUAUAUUCUUUAUCGAUGACCUGAACAUGCCAAUGCUAGAGACGUAUGGUGCCCAACCCCCCAUCGAGCUGCUGCGCCAGUUUGUGGACCAUGGCGGCUGGUAUGACAGGAAGCAAAUUGGAACCUUCAAGCACCUGGUGGACAUCAAUUUUGCCUGUGCCAUGGGCCCCCCAGGCGGUGGCAGGAACCCCAUCACCCAGCGCUUCACACGCCACUUCAACUUCCUGUCCAUUCCAGAGAUGGAUGAUGCCAGCAAGAAGAAGAUCUUCUGCACCAUCCUUGGCAACUGGAUGAGUGGAAACAUGAGCAAAAAGGAGCGUGGCAUCCCAGUUGUGGACAUACAGCCGCUGAACGAGCCUCUUGUGGAUGCCACAAUCAAGGUCUACUCCACCAUCACCUCCCAGCUGCUGCCAUCACCCGCCAAGUCCCACUACACCUUCAACCUGAGAGACCUGUCCAAAGUGUUCCAGGGCAUCCUGAUGGGGGAAGCCAGCAUGUUCCCGGAUAAGGUGAAGCUGCUGCAGCUGUGGUACCACGAGAGCUGCCGGGUCUUCCAGGACCGGCUGGUGUGCGCAGAGGACCGACAGUGGUUCGACCAGCUGCUGCAGUCCUGCAUAGAGGAGUUUGAGUGCAGCUUUGAGGAGGUGGUGCCCAGCCAGCCUGUCCUUUUUGGGGACUUCAUGGUCCCAAAUGCUGCCAACAAGGUGUACCAGCUCAUCGAGGACAGGGAGAGGCUGGUCACAGUCAUGGAAGAGUACAUGGAGGACUACAACCAGAUCAGCACCACCAAGAUGAGGCUUGUGCUCUUCAUGGACGCCGUCCAGCACAUCUGCCGGAUCAGCCGCAUCAUACGGCAGCCCCUUGGCAACGCCUUGUUGCUGGGGGUGGGGGGCAGUGGACGCCAGUCCCUCACCAAGAUGGCCACCCACAUGGCUGACUAUGAGUGCUUCCAGAUUGAACUGUCCAAGAACUACGGCCAGGCUGAGUGGAGGGAUGAUAUCAAGGGCAUCAUGCUGAAGGCUGGCCUACAGAAUGAGCAAAUCACUUUCCUGUUUGUGGACACUCAGAUCAAGUGCGAGUCGUUCCUGGAGGAUGUGAACAACAUCCUGAAUUCGGGCGAUGUGCCGAAUCUGUACGCGUCAGACGAGCAGGAUCGUAUCCUGGUGGCCAUGAAGCCCGUGGUGCAGGAUCUGGGCCAACAGCCUACCAAGUCCAACCUGAUGGCUGCCUAUAUCAAGAGAGUUCGCAGCAACAUCCACACGGUGCUGUGCAUGAGUCCAAUCGGGGAGGUGUUCCGUGCCCGUCUCCGGCAGUUCCCCUCCCUGGUCACCUGCUGCACUAUUGACUGGUUCAGUGCCUGGCCAGAGGAGGCGCUAGAGUCUGUCGCAAACUCCUUCCUCGGCGAGCUGCCGGAGCUGGAGGCUGAGCCUGCCGUCCUGAAGGGGCUGACCAUGAUGUGCAUGGACAUCCACCAGACAGUGGCCAGGAAGUGUGAUCAGUACCUGGCUGAGCUCUCACGACACAACUACGUCACGCCCAAGAGCUACCUGGAUCUGCUCGCUAUCUUCUCCUCCCUUAUUGGCCGCAAGAAACAGGAGCUGCACAGCGCCCGGCAGAGAAUGAAGAUCGGCCUGGACAAGCUGCUGCAUACAGCAGAUGAUGUCAGUAAGAUGCAGGAGGAGCUGGAAGUUAUGAGACCCCUUCUGGAGGAGGCAGCUCAGGACACCCUGGUUACCAUGGAGAAGAUUAAGGAAGACACGGCAGUAGCAGAAGUGACUCGUGUGGAGGUUCAGGCUGAGGAGGCGAAAGCCUCUGAAAAGGCUCAUAAGGCCCACGCCAUCGCUACAGACGCACAGAAGGACCUGGACGAAGCGCUGCCUGCGCUGGAUGCCGCCCUCGACAGCCUCAAGUCCCUCAAUAAGAACGACGUGACUGAGGUGCGGGCGAUGCAGAGGCCCCCCCAGGGUGUGAAGCUGGUUAUUGAAGCUCUGUGCAUCAUUAAAGGCAUUAAGCCCAAGAAGGUGCCUGGGGAGAAGCCUGGCACCAAGGUGGAUGACUACUGGGAACCUGGCAAGGGUCUGCUGCAGGACCCGGGCAAGUUCCUGGAGGGCCUAUUCAAAUUUGACAAGGAAAACAUCCCAGACUCAGUGAUCAAGUUGGUCCAGCCAUACAUUGACAAUGAGGAGUUUCAGCCUGAGUCCAUUGCCAAGGUGUCCAAGGCCUGCAAAUCCAUCUGCCAGUGGGUGCGGGCCAUGCACAUCUACCACUUUGUCGCCAAGGGGGUGGAGCCUAAACGGCAAGCCCUAAAGGAGGCUCAGGAAGAUCUAGCAGCCACCCAGAAAAUCCUGGAUGAAGCCAUGGGCAAAUUGGCGGCUGUGGAGGAGGGCAUUGCUGCCCUGGAGGCUAAGUACCGUGACUGCCUGGCCAAGAGAGAUGAGCUGGACAACAAGUGCUCACUGUGUGAGGCGCGGCUGGUUCGGGCUGACAAGUUGAUUGGCGGCUUGGCGGGUGAGAAGGUGCGCUGGGCUGAGACGGUGGAGGAGCUGGACUACAUGGUGAAUAACGUGUCGGGAGACGUGCUGCUGGCGGCGGGAUACGUGGCGUACCUCGGCCCUUUCACCGGCGAGUACAGGGCGGAUAUGGCAAAGGAGUGGUUGCAGCGGUUCAAAGAACUAGGUGUUCCUCACACAUCGAACCCGGAUCUGAUCAGUACCCUGGGCGACAAGGUCAAGAUCCGAUCCUGGCAGAUCACAGGGCUGCCCAAGGAUUCUCUGUCGGUGGAAAACGGGGUGAUCACGCAGUAUUCACCACGCUGGCCACUGUUCAUAGACCCGCAGGGACAAGCCAACAAGUGGAUCAAAAACAUGGAGCGUGAAAACGGACUGGACGUGAUGAAGCUCAGUGACCGGGACUUCCUGCGCAGUCUGGAGAAUGCCAUCCGCUUCGGGAAGCCCUGCCUUCUGGAGAACGUGGGCGAGGAGCUGGACCCAGCGCUGGAGCCCGUCCUGCUCAGAGAGACCUUUAAACAGCAGGGCAGCACAGUGAUAAAACUUGGAGACACCAUCAUCCCUUACCAUGACGACUUCAAAAUGUACAUCACCACCAAACUGCCCAACCCUCACUACUCCCCUGAGAUCUCCACAAAGGUCACUCUCAUCAACUUCACCCUUUCGCCCAGUGGGCUGGAGGAUCAGCUGCUGGGCUGUGUGGUUGCUGAAGAGCGACCGGACCUGGAAGAGGCGAAGAACCAGCUGAUUGUGAGCAGCGCACGGAUGAAGCAGGAGCUGAAGGAGAUUGAGGACCAGAUCCUCUUCAGGCUGAGCUCUGUGGAGGGGAACCCCGUGGAUGACGAGGAGCUCAUCAGGGUCCUGGGUGCCUCCAAGGUCAAAGCGGGAGAGAUAGAGGCCAAAGUGAUGGUGGCGGAGGAGACGGAGCGGGACAUAGACGCCACGCGGCUAGAGUACGUGCCGGUGGCCGUGCGCACGCAGAUCCUCUUCUUCUGCGUCUCAGACCUCUCCAACGUGGAUCCCAUGUAUCAGUACUCCCUCGAGUGGUUCCUGGGCAUCUUCAUGUCGGGCAUCGCCAACUCCGAAAAAGCAGAUACGGUGGAGAAACGGAUUGUCAACAUCAAUGAGUUUUUCACCUUCAGCCUCUACAGCAACGUGUGCCGCAGUCUGUUUGAGAAACACAAGCUCAUGUUCGCCUUCCUGCUGUGCGUUCGCAUCAUGAUGAAUGAGAACAAGAUUGACAUGGCGGAGUGGCGGUACAUGCUGUCGGGGGGCAUGGCCCAGGAGCAACUCCCCAACCCUGCGGAGGACUGGCUGUCCAGCCGUGCCUGGCAGGACAUCCUGGGCCUGAGCAGCCUGCCCACCUUCAGCAGCCUGGCAGCCGACUUCCAACAGCACGAGGCCCGAUUCAGAGAGAUCUUCGACAGCAGCCAGCCUCACAGGGAGCCUUUACCGGGAGAGUGGGACACCCAGCUGGACUCCUUCCAGAAGCUGCUCAUUCUGCGCUGUCUUCGGGCUGAUCGCCUCACACACGGAAUGCAGGACUUUGUGGCAGCUCAGCUGGGCCAGCGCUUCAUUGAGCCCCAGACAUCGGACCUCUCCGUGGUGUUUAAGGAGUCGUCUCCCUCCAUCCCGCUCAUUUUCGUGCUGUCUCCUGGAACUGACCCCGCCGCCGACCUCUAUAAGUUUGCUGAUGUCAUGAAGUUUUCCAAGAAGAUGAGUGCCAUCUCUCUGGGCCAGGGCCAGGGCCCGUGGGCAGAAGCCAUGAUGCACAAAGCCAUGGACAAGGGCCACUGGGUCUUCUUCCAGAACUGCCACCUAGCCCCCAGUUGGAUGCCCUCUCUAGAGAGGCUCAUUGAGAACAUCGACCCCAACAAGGUACACCGGGACUUCCGCCUCUGGCUGACCAGCCUGCCCAGUAACAAGUUCCCUGUGUCCAUUUUGCAAAACGGCUCCAAGAUGACCAUAGAGCCCCCAAGGGGCAUCAAGGCUAACCUGCUCAAGACUUACCUGAGCCUCUCUGAAGAGUUCUUCAACUCCUGCUCCAAGGCCAGGCCCUUCAAGUCCCUGCUCUUCUCUCUCUGCCUGUUCCAUGGGAACGCCAUCGAGCGCAGGAAGUUCGGCCCGCUCGGCUUCAACAUCCCUUACGAGUUCACAGACGGGGACCUGCGCAUCUGUAUCAGCCAGCUCAAGAUGUUCCUGGAUGAGUACCAGGACACGCCCUACAAGGUCCUGAGGUACACAGCAGGACAGAUUAACUAUGGCGGCCGUGUGACAGAUGACUGGGACCGGCGCUGCAUCCUGAACAUUCUGGAAGACUUUUACUGCCCCGCUGUCCUCACUGAGGACUACGCCUACUCCCCCUCAGGAGAGUACCGUCAGAUCUGCACGGAUAAUGAUAUCAAGGGCUACCUGGAGUACAUCCGCAGCCUGCCCAUCAACGAUACACCUGAGAUCUUCGGUCUUCACGACAAUGCAAACAUCAGCUUUGCCCAGAAUGAGACAUUUGCUUUGCUGGGGGCUGUGGUGAAGCUGCAGCCGAAAGCAGCAGCUAGCGGUGGCAAAGGCCGGGAGGAGAUCGUAGAGGAGAUUGUUACAGGCAUCAAGGAUAAGGUUCCUGAGCCCAUUAGUAUUGAGGAAGUGAUGACGAAGUACCCCAUCCUGUACGAAGAGUCCAUGAACACAGUACUGAUCCAGGAGGUCAUCAGGUAUAAUAGACUGCUAGUUGUGAUAUCACAGAGCCUCAGUGAUCUGGUAAAGGCCCUGAAGGGUUUAGUGGUGAUGUCUUCAGAGCUGGAGCUGAUGGCCAACAGCCUGUUCAACAACACCGUGCCAGACAUGUGGAACUCCAAGGCGUACCCAUCCCUGAAGCCGCUGUCCUCCUGGGUGAUGGACCUGCUGCAGAGGAUCAGCUUUGUGCAGGGCUGGAUCUCGGACGGCAUCCCGGCCGUCUUCUGGAUCAGCGGCUUCUUCUUCCCGCAGGCCUUCCUGACCGGCACCCUGCAGAACUUCGCCCGCCGCUCCGUCCUCUCCAUCGACACCAUCGGCUUCGACUUCAAGGUUAUGAAGGAGUCGGCCAAGGAGCUGAGGGAGCGGCCGGACAUGGGCUGCUACAUCCACGGGCUGUUCCUGGAGGGCGCGCGCUGGGACGCCCAGGCGGGCUGCCUGACCGAGUCGCGGCCCAAGGAGCUCUACACCGAGAUGGGCGUCAUCUGGAUGGUGCCCGAGCCCAACCGCAAGCCGCCCCUCUCCGGGGUGUACGUCUGCCCCAUCUACAAGACCCUCACCCGCGCAGGAACUCUGUCUACCACGGGUCAUUCCACCAACUACGUCAUCGCUGUGGAGCUGCCCACUGACCGUACCCAGAGGCACUGGAUCAAACAGGGCGUGGCACUGAUCUGUGCCCUGGACUACUAGACACACACGUGCACAUGCGCGCACUCGCACACACACACACACACACAAGUGCGCACUCAAGCACACACACGUGCACAGCCUUCUAGAAGGAAAGCAUUAGUGCUGGGUUUCAAUAUUUUGAACUGGUGUUUUAGAAAGUUGUAAUAUUUUGCUGGAAAGGUAUAAUAUUUAGUUAGAAAGGUAUAAUAUUUUUUUUCAGAAAGUUUUUGAAAUGUUUUGUUUUCAAAACGUUAAAAUUGUUUAAUUUAUACUUGAUGUUUUUUUUUGUUUUCUUAUAAAACAUUUGUCACAGUGAUGAAUUUUGUGGUUGUAGGGAAUGAAGAGAUAGUGAUCAUU
Messenger RNA from Anguilla anguilla (European eel), 13098 nucleotides. It is a transcript of the gene dnah1, whose product is annotated as dynein, axonemal, heavy chain 1. Gene Ontology annotation, molecular function: ATP binding; dynein intermediate chain binding; dynein light intermediate chain binding. The record is from RefSeq and is a predicted model, not a curated record. The coding region runs from base 115 to 12762 and encodes 4215 amino acids. Gene Ontology annotation, cellular component: dynein complex. The transcript is spliced from 79 exons. NCBI's taxonomy places the organism in Eukaryota, Metazoa, Chordata, Actinopteri, Anguilliformes, Anguillidae. Gene Ontology annotation, biological process: microtubule-based movement.